This is a messenger RNA of Phanerochaete carnosa HHB-10118-sp, 6273 nucleotides long. RefSeq lists its product as uncharacterized. Lineage: Eukaryota; Fungi; Basidiomycota; Agaricomycetes; Polyporales; Phanerochaetaceae. Bases 2466 to 4103 code for a protein of 545 amino acids. The transcript has 32 exons. The record is from RefSeq and is a predicted model, not a curated record.
CGCAAAACUACCAAUGUUGGCCUGUGUCUUGCUGGGUCUUGCGCUUGCGGUGCUACUCGCGACCGUUUUGGCUACUGCGACGCCGAACGCUUCGCUGGUCGUGAAAGUCUCCUCUGGAACAUUCCGGGGAUCCACUGCAGGCUCUCCCAAUAAUACUGACAAAUGGCUCGGCAUUCCCUUCGCCCAGCCACCGGUCGGGAACCUGCGCUUCAAGAGUCCUGUUGCCCUUACGAAGCCCUCGCACUCGAUACAAGAUGCUAGCCAGUUUGGUAAUGCGUGCCCGCAAGUACCAUCAGACACCUUAGGUGCUCCGCUCGGCGAGGAUUGCCUGUUUCUCAAUGUGUGGAGGCCGGCAGGGACGAAAGCUGAUGCGAAGCUGCCUGUACUUGUCUGGUUCUACGGUGGAGCAUUUAUGAACGGAGCUGCCUCCAACCCUUCAUACGACCCAACGCGCAUCAUUAACCGCAGUACUAACAUCUCAAAACCAAUCGUCUUCGUCUCAGUCAACUAUCGAGUCAAUACAUUCGGUUUUCUGGCUAGCUCUUACGUACCUAUAGAGGACUUGAACGUCGGGUUGCAGGACCAGCGACUAGCCCUCACUUUCUUACAAGACAAUGUCGCAGCUUUCGGUGGUGAUCCGAACAAAGUGACAAUCUGGGGUCAAUCCGCCGGAGCUGGGAGUGCAGAGGCGCAGAUCCUCUUCCCUGCCAAGGAAUCACAUUUUAGAGCUGCGAUUUUUGACUCGUCUACCGGACCUUUCAAGACAGCUCCUCCCGCCAGUACGUACGAUGAACCAGGCAAGCCCUAUGCGCUGUUGACGGAAGCAGUUGGGUGCACGUCGGGACCUGGCUCAUUUGAAUGCCUGCAGCAAGUCCCAUUCGAGACUUUGCUCAACGCCACGAACAUUCUAACAAAUCAAGUCCUUAAUGGACAGCUGUGGCAGCCUGCGGUAGGCCCUCCGGGGAGCUUCAUUUCAACACGCCCUUCUGUACAGAUCGCAAGCGGCAACUUUCUGCACGUCCCCAUUCUGGCGGGCACUAACCUUAACGAAGGCGCGACCUACAGCGAGUCCCUCCUCGGUCUCUCCGUGCCGCCGUCGGAAGAGAAUGCUGUGUUUGACGCCUUCGUGCGCAAUCUGCUCAUCGACCCGUCGACGGUGACAAACAGCACUUUCGAUACGCUACACACGCUCUAUCCCGCCAACGACUCCUCGCUCGGUGGCGCGUACAACACGGGUGAUAGCCUCUUUGACCGCGCCGAGGCGUGGUACAGCGAUAACAUGUACCUCUCGGCGCGUCGGCUCCUGUUCGAGAAGGCUGCACCCCUCCAGCCGCUCUUCGCGUACUUCUUCACGGAGUUCAUCCCCGGUAACAACCUCACGCUCGGAGUGUUCCAUAGCUCCGAGCUGGCGCUCCUCUUCGGACCCGUGCCCAAUCCCAUAGAGGACGACUUUGCGAAUCAGAUGACGGAUUUCUACAUCAACUUCGUGAAUGACCUCAGCCCGGGUGCUCCGUGGCCGCAAUACACUCUGGAGACCAAGCAAGUCUUGCAGCUCCAGCGCGAUAAUAUCACUGUCAUACCGGACGACUUCCUGAUCAGCAAGACAAACUUUCAAGACUCACCGGCUGUACUCGCACAGAUGCAGAAAUGAUAAUGCUGUACGCGCGGACGGUUUGCAAGCAGAGGAAGAAAACAGACCAUAUUGACGACUUCAUGUGCAACAAAUCUUUGAGGCUAUUCAACCUAAUACAGAGCAGCAAUUACAGCAUUGAACCUUCCGCAGUUAAGCAGAAGCCGCACGCUAAAAAGACAGAAGAGCAACAGGGUGUGCACUAGGAACCUUAUCGGGGCGAGAUACAGCCGAUGACGAGACCAAAGUUGAAUGCUUGCGACAAUAUCAAGUUUGCACACACGUGUGGUUACAGGCCAAUGGGGUUGUAUUGUGCAAUUUGCUGAGGAUACUGGCCGCAAUGAGCGAGGUUGUCUAACGAAAUGCCGCGAGAGGAUAAUGUAGAAGACGCGAUCAAACUCCGCCUGCGAGAAACGCGAUGCGAUUGGUCCCGCUUCCACGACGCUAUAACCGAUCACAUUAAUUUCUUCUGUCAACUUCCCUGCAGGAAAGAAUGGUCUGCCUACACCGCAACAGAAAGCCAACGAAUGGUAAUGACUAUCUGCUGUUCGUCCCACUUCUUUAUUCUAUCUAAUGCUCAAGUUUUUCCGAGGUUCUCAUGAUCUAGGCACGUGCAUAGCCAGAUUAUCCUGCUCUCACAGACCGCAUCCAUCGAGAACACGUAAUUGAACCAGCCCCCUUAUGGCUUCAGACCCAGACGUCUGGUGAAGAGAAGCCUGUGGUCGGCCAUACGUUUUAGCAGAGGGCCUACUAUAUGAACCCAUGCACGUCUCUGCAGCGAUAGGACUCUAUUGCUCGUCGCGGACCGUUCAUUGUCGCGAACUUGAAGCUACCAAUGCUGGCCCUUGUCCUGUUUGGUCUCGUACUCGCGGCGCUGCCCACGGUCGCCGUCGCUACUGCGACGCCGGACGCGUCACUGGUCGUGAAAGUCUCCUCUGGAACAUUCCAAGGGUCCACUGCAAGCUCUCCCAAUAAUACUGACCAAUGGCUCGGCAUUCCCUUCGCCCAGCCACCGGUCGGUAACCUGCGCUUCAAGAGUCCUGUUGCCCUUACGAAGCCCUCGCACUCGGUGCAAGAUGCUAGCCAGUUUGGUAAUGCGUGCCCGCAAGUACCAUCAGACACCUUAGGUGCUCCGCUCGGCGAGGAUUGCCUGUUUCUCAAUGUGUGGAGGCCGGCAGGGACGAAAGCUGAUGCGAAGCUGCCUGUACUUGUCUGGUUCUACGGCGGCGCAUUUAUGAACGGAGCCGCCUCCAACCCUUCGUAUGACCCAACGCGCAUCGUUAAUCGCAGUGCUAACAUCUCUAAACCAAUCGUCUUCGUCUCGAUCAACUAUCGAGUCAACACCUUCGGUUUCCUGGCCAGCUCUCAUGUACCCAUAGAGGACUUGGACGCUGGAUUGCAGGACCAGCGACUAGCCCUCGCUUUCUUACAAGACAACGUCGCAGCUUUCGGUGGUGAUCCGAACAAAGUGACAAUCUGGGGUCAAUCUGCCGGAGCCGGUAGUGCAGAGGCACAAAUCGUUUUCCCUGCCAAGCAAUCACACUUCCGGGCUGCGAUCUUUGACUCGUCUACCGGACCUUUCAAGACAGCUCCUCCCGCUAGUACGUACGAUGAGCCAGGCAAGCCCUAUGCGCUGUUGACCGAGGCGGUUGGGUGCACGUCGGGACCUGGCUCAUUUGAAUGCCUGCAGCAAGUCCCGUUCGAGACUUUGCUCGACGCCACAAACACACUGACCAAUCAACGUCUUAAUGGACAGCUGUGGCAGCCUGCAGUGGGUCCUCCGGGGAGCUUCAUUUCACCACGCCCUUCUGUACAGAUCGCAAGCGGCAACUUCCUGCACGUACCUAUUUUGGCAGGUACAAACCUCAAUGAAGGCGCGACCUUCAGCGAAUCCCUCCUCGGUCUCUCCGUGCCGCCUUCCGAGGAGGACACCACGUUUGACACCUUCGUGUGCAAUCUGCUCAUCGACCCGUCGACGGUGACGAACAGCACUUUAGAUGUGCUGCACACGCUCUACCCCGCGAACGACUCCUCGCUCGGCGGCGCGUACAACACGGGUGACAGCAUUUUUGAUCGCGGCGAAGCGUGGUACACCGACAACAUGUUCCUCUCUGCGCGACGGCUCCUAUUCGAGAAGGCCGCACCUUUCCAGCCGCUCUUCGCGUACUUCUUCACUGAGUUCAUCCCCGGGAACAACCGCACGUUUGGAGUGUCCCACGGCUCUGAGCUGGCGCUCCUCUUCGGACCCGUGCCCGAUGCCAUAGAGGAAGACUUUGCGAAUCAGAUGACGGAUUUCUACAUUAAUUUCGUGAAUGACCUCAGCCCGGGUGCCCCAUGGCCGCGAUAUACUUUGGAGACCAAGCAAGUCUUGCAGCUCCAGCGCGAUAACAUCACGGUUAUCCCGGACGACUUCCUGGUCAAUAAAACAGACUUCGAAAACUCGCCCGCCGUACUCGCCCAGAUGCAGAAAUGACGAUGUCCUGAUGUAGAGGUGUUUGUAAUGCUCACGGACAAAUUGCAAGCAGAGGAAGAAGGCAAGCUAUGUUGAUGGCUACACGCGCAACAAGUACUUUGAGGCAAUUCAAUCUAGUACAGAGCAGCAAUUACAGCAGUCAACCUUCCGCAGUUAAGCAGAAGCCGUACAUUAAAACUACAGAAGAGCAAGAAGCCGUACACUUGGUUCGUGAGAUCGUAAAAUGAUUUGUCCUUCGUUACGCGAUCGUCAGGGAAGAUUGAAUGGGUAUCAGGGGCGAGAUACAGACAAUGAUGAGACUGAAUUUGAAUGCUUGCGACGUCGAGAUGGGAGGGUAUCAGGUUUGUACACGGACGUGCGGUUCGCGGGCCCGCCAGAGGCCCAUUGCGCGCACAGCGAGGAGAUAUCGGGGUGACUAGUGGACGAACGACGGAUCGUCGGGCGCGGUGCAUGCUCGGCCGAAGACGGGAGCUGGUAAUAGCGCGUCGGCGGGUGGCUGCUUUCCGACGCGUCAAGUUCUUGUCUUAUAGAUGUCCGGGACUGCACGCGGCGGAGAGAGCCGCUGAUCGACGAAGUGCGUGUGGACUCAGAGGGCGAUGCGAGCGAAGAGAUGGACGAAAAUGGCGAUGACCAGAACGAGCCGCUUGUGAGCGAUGUCGCGCGACUGCGUCCAGAGGCCGAGCUCCAUGUCGAAGCCGUACUCCGAAUAGAAGAUGGGCUCUUGGCCGUAUUUGAGCGAGAGAGUUUCGCGGACGACGUCAGCUGGUCCUCGUCCAUUUCUGGCGAGGGGGGUGGGGACGGAUAGAUAGAUGGAGAGACCCAGCUGGGAUCCUCGUCUUGGCUGGAAGCGCCCUCCUCGGAUGCUGUAUCUCGGCUUGGUCUUGGCAAAGACACAUGACUGCGUUUUGGACUGCGCUGGAUCAUCUCGUCCUUUUGCGAUUGGCUUUCCGUUCCAUCGCCUUGCACCACGAGGGUGGUCUCGUUGUUCAUCUCCUCCUCAAGCUUCUCUUCCGUCUUGCCCCGCAAGUUGCGAGAGGUAUCGGUGUGAAGAGCAGCAAGGUCUUCACGCACAAAGGAACGAGCUGAGAAAAAGGCUUGCCGCGCCUGAUCCAGGAAUGGGAAGUUCUGAAACACAUGCACCGCGUCUUCAUACAACUCAUGUCGCACUUGCACCCCCGCGAGGGAAGCUUUAUGAGCCAAAAGCGUGUGUUCAUCUCGCAGAACCUCCGCUUCUCCCGCUUGGAUGAGCAGCGGUGGGAGCCCCUUGAAGUCUCCGAAUAGCGGGCUCGCAUACGGGUGGGUCAGGUACUUCUCCAUAUGUUCUCCAAGAUAGCAAGCGAUCGGAUUGAGGUGGUCACCAGGUAUCGGCUUCGGGACAACAUCGUACGAUUCGUUACUCUCCCAUGAGUCACAGCUCAUUGUAAGAUCAACCCAUGGAGACAUGAGAAUACCGCCACCAGGAAGGGGAUAAUCGUUGUCCCGCAAGUACAUCAUCAGGGCUAGCGAGAGCCCUCCACCAGCACUGUCGCCUGCGACAAUGAUAUUCUCGGAGGGAAUCUGGAGAUCAUUUAUUAGUCGGAGGUAGGCUGAUACUGCAUCGUGCAGUGGCCCUGGGAAUCGCGUUUCCGGCGCAAGACGAUAGUCGAGAGCGAACACCCUAGCAUCUAGAAACUUGGACAGAGGUAUCGUGAUAAGUCUAUGGGUGGUCGGGUUGGAUAAAUAGUAUGCGCCACCAUGGAGGUAUAACACCACUCGCUCCUUGCGCUUGGUAUACGACAAGGACUCGCCUGGAGAACUAGAGCUGGCAGAGGAAGCCUCCUUCUUGGCCGCCUUCCAUUCUGACUGUAGUCUUUGCCACGUCUUCUUACCCACCACCCACUCUCCGGAGAGUUCGCGCGUACCGCCCUCGGCAGCAUCAAACUUUGCGAGGAUACCUUUAAGGCCACGCCUAGGGACAUGGAAGGUGACUGGCGUGACCAGCGCAUCCGAAGGCACCGGUACGAGACCACUGAUGCUCAUGACCAUCCUGAUCAUCGCAAUGUUUGCAAGGUGCGAAUGCAGACCGACAUCCCGCAUUAGACACGUCACAAUAGUCAUCUCGAUUCCCCAUGACGGUCGGAGCGGCCCCCGCAGCUGGUGCGAUAUUACGGCGGUAAUAACCUCGCUCACU